This is a messenger RNA of Porites lobata, 2411 nucleotides long. Lineage: Eukaryota; Metazoa; Cnidaria; Anthozoa; Scleractinia; Poritidae. The record is from the annotation of a GenBank genome assembly.
AUUCAGGGGCUUGACCGGUCAUACAUUUAAAAGCCAUUGUAGCGUUCCGGUAAUAAAGCUGACUGGGAACUGAAAGCCAAUUUAGCUCAAUUUCAUCUCUGGCAAUGAUGUAAUUUCUCUCGAAUCAAGGCCCUUGAAUUUUCGUGUAAUUAUACACGCAUUUUUAUUCAAUCAAUUUUCUUAUAAUUUAUUUCUUACAUUUGUAAAGCCCGCUGAGAUUAUGUAGCUGUGCUCUAUAAGAAUUUUACCAUUAUUACUAUUUUUAGUAUUAAUGUUAUUGUCUCUUCUGUCACAGUCUUCGCUGGUGUUCUUUUUGUACAUCAGCCAGGCGCAAACCAUGCACUUGGAGCAUCAGUCACUCAAGUCAAUCAUGUCAAUCAUUCUGUUCAUACACUUAGCACCUUUAUUAUUAUCAUUAUUAUUAUAAUUAAUAUAGACGCAGACGUAUCUCCGGCUGUCACUAGCACACGUACUCAAUCAAUUCUGAAACAAAAUUAAUCAUCGAAUACGAUUAAAAAGGAAAUAUCCUGAAGAAUACUCGACUGUCAAUAAAGUGGCGAGUAAAAACCCUUAGUGAGUAAAUCCAGUUUCGUCUAGAAUUAAUCGCCUCCUCAUUUCUUAUCUAAUCUCCAAGCAAGCAAGACUUAACGCCGAUAUUAAGAGCAUUCUUGAUAUUAAUAUAAGUUGACCGUCAUAUUAAAUCCGAGAAGUGUGAUGCCCUCUGUGCUUUGAAUGUCAUGACCAUUGAUUGUGUUACUUAUUACAUUUUGUGGUUCAAUCAUUACUUUAUCAGGAAGGUUGACUGGAACAGUAGCUUGCAAACGCAAAUGGAUUAAGUGGAUAUUACUAAAACAGCAGGGUCUGGAAGCCGCCAUAAUAAGAUUCUGUACAUCAGGUUAAAGCCUUGGUAGCUUCACCCUCCAGCCUAUUGAUCAACACACUAAGGCCAGGCUUACAUAAAGAGGGAAUUAUCGGAAACUUUUUUUUAGUUGAAUUUGGGAGAUACAUUUGGAGGGGGUUAUUAUUUUAGUAAUCUGAGGGUACAUGUACAUGUACACCUACAUGUACUUCGAGGGUCUACCUCGGUGUAAGAACCUGUGAACUUUUUCUUUGUUUUCCUAUUGUGUUCACUUCUUUGUCUUCUUUAUUUUCACCCUUGAGCCUUACAGGUUCUUACACCGAGGAUGAGCCUCCUUCGAAGAUUAACAAUGUUAAAAGCGUUCCUGUGUGGUUUUAAAAGGAAUGUUACUAAAACGGGGAACAGGGAGCGGAAAAGAGCACAGGGAAGAGAAAAAUGAAACAUGGGAACAAAACAAAGAAUUGAAAAUGAAGUCACUGAUAGGGCUAGGUUUUAGCUAAGGUUUUGUUCCCAGUUGUCAUUUUCCCGUUCCCUGUGCUCGUUGCUCGUAGCGCCCUCCCUGUUUCCUGUUUUAGUAACUUCCUCAAGGAGAUGCAGGGAAGGGUUGAAAAAAUUGCAAAAGUUUCAUCAAAUCAUAAUCUUGGGUUGUUUGGAAAAAAACAUAAGUAUUUUUAAUGUGGAUAAAAUCAGUUAUUAGUGCAAAAUAUUGAUGGUACAGUCUAUACAUGUGGUAUGGAAUGUUUUAAAUUUAGAUUCAACCUUGCAACUGAGAGCUUCAGUCAGACACUGGCCCAUCCUCCAGACACUUACAAAAAACACAAAGAAACAUAUCAGUUUAAAAGACAUGGAAGAAUGAUUGAGGUUAGUACACAAGGCUUAGUAAAAGCUACCUGUAGUUUAGUCAUAUUCUGGUUCCACUUUUAGUCUCCUUCACAGCUGCUCAAGCUGAAGUCAUGCAACACUCCCCGCCCCCACGCACUGAAAUUGGUUCAAACAUACUUUGGUUCAAAUGAUCUUAUUCCUCUGUAGAAUUUUAAUAUGCGUAAAAGUUGUCUAUGACCAUUAAAACUGAUGAUGUCACAGGUGAUUACAGGUAGCUGAACUGCAAAUGUGUUGCUGUUUUUUUUUUGUUCUUGUUGUUGCAGAUUGGUGAGGUUCCUGUUGAGAAGUCAGACAUCUUUGUUCAAUACUUGCGCGACAAUAUUCCAGUAGGCGUGACAGUUCAACUAGAACUGGUAGGGAAUGGAUUUAUACUUUCCUUUCACUGAACACUCCAUCUCAGUGCUUCAUUAAAUGUUUCUAAGCCUUAGAGUUAUUAAUUAAAUGGUCAUGCAUGAUAGGGGCUUUUUUAGUACAUUGGUUCUGAUCUCAGUCAUACAGCUGUAAUGCUUUUCAUCCACAGAAAAAAUGGCAAGAUUACGUGUCUCCCCCAGAUCCACGUUACUUGGAAGAAAAAAGACUUCAAUAUGAGAGGAUGAAAGAAAGAAAACGAAAGAAACAAGAAACGUAAAAAUCAUUUUAACACCUUUAACUAAGAUGCGGAAUAACUUAU